GCUUUGAAGUAGAACCACGGUCAGGGAAAGACUCUGGUGCUUGUGGGAGACACAGUUUAAUCCACUACAAAGAUGAAGCUGUUGCUCCUAUGUCUGGGGCUGACCCUGGUCUGUACCUACAGUGAAGGAGAAAUGGAAGUUGUGAAGAACUUUGAACCAUCAAAGAUUAUAGGGGAGUGGUUUACCAUCCUCAUAGCCACCGGCCAAAAGGAGAGGAUAGAAGAAAAUGGUACCUUGAGAAUUUUUCUGGAGUAUAUUGACGUCUUAAAGAACGCUUCCUUGUUGUUUAAAUUCCAUAGACUUGACAAUGGACAGUGUCUCGAAGUGAGUACAGCUUGUAAUAAAACAGACCAGGAUGGCAUAUAUACUGCUUCUUAUGAUGGAGAAAAUCUGGUUAGUAUAGCUGACGUAAAAUAUGAUGAAUACCUUAUCAUUCUUAUGAAGAAUAAGAACAAUUUCCAAGUCAUUCUACUCUAUGGCCGACAACCAGAUGUGAGAAAACAAAUUAAGAAAAAGUUUAUGGAGUUUUCUGACAGACAUGGAAUUGUUAAGGGAAACAUAAUUGACAUGACAAAAGUUGAAGAUCCUUGCCUUCAGGCUUGAAGUGAUGAAGAGUAAGCUCCAGUGCUGAGUGAACACAGCAUUGCUUGGGUUCCAGCUUCAUCCAUUUGUCAUCUCAAGGCAUCUUCUGAAAAGCUCUGUGAUCUGAGUUCCAUCACACACACAGACAUCAUCUUUGGAUCUUCAAGAUCUUCCUCCCUGAUCACCUAGGACAACUUAACCCAUCACAAAUCAAGGUUUUCCCUGCAUUUCUCUUGGCCAUGUCCACGACAAGUCUUCCAGAAUAAGUUCUGACUCUACCUGUUCAAUAAAUGAUCAGCCUGCA
This is a messenger RNA of Dipodomys spectabilis (banner-tailed kangaroo rat), 886 nucleotides long. RefSeq names its product allergen Fel d 4-like. The record is from RefSeq and is a predicted model, not a curated record. The coding region runs from base 73 to 603 and encodes 176 amino acids. NCBI's taxonomy places the organism in Eukaryota, Metazoa, Chordata, Mammalia, Rodentia, Heteromyidae. Gene Ontology annotation, molecular function: small molecule binding; odorant binding. The transcript is spliced from 7 exons.